GCCUGUCCUUUCGUCCCUGUCCAGUCUGAGGACCGGCUGGAGUGUGGGCUGCUGGGUGGGAACCACGUCGUCCUGGGCCCCAGGAAGGAGGCAGCCCCAGCAGCCCCCAGCUCACCAUCUGCGCCCCUUGCCUGGGUGCUGCCCCAACCCCUGGUAGACACAGUCCCCCAAUCCUGCUGCUAUUAUGGACCACUCCUUCAGCGGAGCACCCCGCUUCCUGACGCGGCCAAAGGCCUUUGUGGUAUCGGUUGGCAAGGAUGCCACGCUGAGCUGCCAGAUCGUGGGCAACCCCACGCCACACGUGAGCUGGGAGAAGGACCGGCAGCCAGUGGAGGCAGGAGCGCGCUUCCGCCUGGCCCAGGACGGGGAUGUGUACCGCCUCACCAUCCUCGAUCUGGCGCUAGGUGACAGCGGGCAGUAUGUGUGUCGCGCGAGGAACGCCAUAGGGGAGGCCUUCGCCGCCGUAGGCCUGCGAGUGGACUCGGAGGGCACGUGUGCCGAGCAGGCCCCCCACUUUCUGCUCCGGCCCACGUCCAUUCGCGUGCGCGAGGGCGCGGACGCCACCUUCAGAUGUCGCGUCGGUGGCUCACCACAACCUGCUGUGAGCUGGUCCAAAGAUGGGCGGCGCCUGGGAUCACCCGACGCCCCCCAUGUGCACGUGGAAGAUCACGGCGAGGCGAGCGCGCUUCGCAUCCGGUCGGCAAGGCCUCGCGAUGGUGGCACCUACGAAGUCCGAGCAGAGAACCCUCUGGGUUCCGCCAGCGCUGCCGCCGCUUUGGUGGUGGACUCGGACGCCGAGGUUGCCGGACCACCCGGCACCUCCACCGCCACGCUCCUGGCGCAUCUGCAGCAGCGGCGCGAGGCCAUGCGCGCAGAGGGAGUCCCCCCUUCUCCACCCGGCGCUGGCACGCGCACCUGCACGGUGACCGAGGGCAAACACGCGCGCCUCAGCUGCUUUGUGACCGGCGAGCCCAAGCCCGAGACAGUAUGGAAGAAGGACGGGCAGCUGGUGACCGAGGGCCGGCGACACGUAGUGUAUGAGGACGAGCAAGAGAACUUCGUCCUUAAGAUUCUUUUCUGCAAGCAGUCCGACCGCGGCCUCUACACCUGCACAGCAUCCAACCUCGUGGGCCAGACCUACAGCUCGGUGCUGGUGGUCGUGAGAGAGCCGGCCGUGCCUUUCAAGAAGCGGCUGCAGGAUCUGGAGGUGCGAGAGAAAGAGUCUGCCACAUUCCAUUGCGAGGUGGCUCAAGCAGCCACCGAGGCGGCGUGGUUCAAGGAAGAGACCCGGCUAUGGGCCAGCGCCAAGUACGACAUCGAGGAGGAGGGCACCGAGCGCAGGCUGACUGUGCGCAACGUCUCGGCAGACGACGACGCGGUGUACAUCUGCGAGACCACAGAGGGCAGCCGCACGGUGGCAGAGCUCUCUGUUCAAGGAAACUUGACCAGAAAGCUGCCUCGGAAGACAGCCGUGCGCACUGGAGACACAGCCAUCUUUUGGGUGGAGCUGGCUGUCCCUGAAGGCCCUGUUCAGUGGCUACGGAACCAGGAGGAGAUGGUGGCAGGAGACCGGGUUGCCAUCACUGCAGAAGGCACAUGCCACACACUGACCAUCUUCCAGUGCACCUUGGAGGACAUGGGUGAGGUGGCCUUCGUGGCUGGUGGCUGCCGAACGACCACCCAGUUCUGUGUAUCAGCACCCAGGAGGCCACCCCUGUACCCUCCUGCUGACCCUGCUGUAAAGGCCAAGACAGAGAGUUCUGUGACCCUCAGCUGGUCCCCACCACCUCAUGGGGACCGCCCUGUCACUAUUGAUGGUUAUGUGGUGGAGAAGAGGAAGCUGGGUGCCUAUGCCUGGAGCAGGUGUCAUGAAGCUGAAUGGCUGGCCACAACUGAGUUUACAGUCACUGGCGUGGCAGAGGAAGGGGACUUCCAGUUCCGGGUGUCAGCCAUCAAUCACUUUGGCCAGGGUCCUUACCUUGAGUUUCCAGGGACCAUGCACUUGGUCCCCAUGCUGGCUGUUAAGACACCUCUGAAGGCGGUGGAGGCAGUGGAAGGUGGCGAGGUGACUUUCUCCGUGGACCUCACGGUGGCCUCUUCGGGUGAGUGGUUCCUGGAUGGGGAGGCCUUGAAAGCGAGCAGUAUAUAUGUGAUCCGUUGUGACCGUACCCGGCAUAUGCUCACCAUCAAAGAGGUGCCCGCCAGAUUGCAUGGGGCACAGCUGAAGUUCGUGGCUAAUGGCAUUGAAACCAGCAUCCAAAUGGUGGUUCGAGCGGCUCUGGGGCUGCCCAGCAGCAAGCUUCCUGCUGUGGCUGCCCGGGAGGUACUGGCCCAGUUGCACGAGGAGGCACAGCUGCUGGCUGAGCUGUCAGACCAGGCUGCGGCUGUGACUUGGCUGAAAGAUGGCCGGGAGCUGUCCCUAGGGCCCAAGUAUGAGAUGCAGGUGUCAGCUGGGAGGCGAGCACUGCUGGUGCGGGAUGUGGCACAGGAUGACGCUGGCCUCUAUGAGUGUGUCAGUCGUGGGAGCCGCAUUGCCUACCAGCUGUUGGUGCAAGAGCCCAAGCUGGUGUUUGCCAAGAAGCAGCCAGCUUACAGCGAGGUGAAGGCAGAGGCCGGGGCCAGCGCCACACUGAGCUGCGAGGUGUCCCAGGCUCAGACCGAGGUGUCAUGGUUCAAGGAUGGGAAGAAGCUGAGCUCCAGCUCAAAGGUGCGCGUGGAGGCCUCGGGCUGCUCCAGGAGGCUGGUGGUGCAGCAGGCGGGCAAGGCAGAUGCUGGGGAGUACAGCUGCGAGGCUGGGGGACAGAAGGUCUCCUUCCGUCUGGACAUUACAGAGCCCAAGAUGGUGUUUGCCAAGGAGCAGAAGGCACAAAACGAGGUGAAGGCAGAAGCAGGGGCCAGUGUCACACUGAGGUGCGAGGUGGCCCAGGCCCAGACCGAGGUGACAUGGUUCAAGGAUGGGAAGAAGCUGAGCUCCAGCUCAAAGGUGCGCGUGGAAGCCUCAGGCUGCUCCAGGAGGCUGGUGGUGCAGCAGGCGGGCAAGGCGGAUGCUGGGGAGUACAGCUGUGAGGCCGGGGGACAGAAGGUCUCCUUCCGUCUGGAUGUCACAGAGCCCAAGAUACUGUUUGCCAAGGAGCAGCAGGCACGCAGUGAGGUGAAGGCAGAGGCAGGGGCCAGUGCCACACUGAGCUGCGAGGUGGCCCAGGCCCAGACUGAGGUGUCAUGGUUCAAGGAUGGGAAGAAGCUGAGCUCCAGCUCGAAGGUGCGCAUGGAAGCCUCGGGCUGCUCCAGGAGGCUGGUGGUGCAGCAGGCGGGCAAGGCGGAUGCUGGAGAGUACAGCUGUGAGGCUGGGGGACAGAAGGUCUCCUUCCAUCUGGACGUGGCAGAGCCCAAGGUCAUGUUUGCCAAGGAGCAGCAGGCACACAGCGAGGUGAAGGCAGAGGCAGGGACCAGUGCCACACUGAGCUGCGAGGUGGCCCAGGCCCAGACUGAAGUGACAUGGUUCAAGGAUGGGAAGAAGCUGAGCUCCAGCUCGAAGAUGCGCAUGGAGGCCUCAGGCUGCUCCAGGAGGCUGGUGGUGCAGCAGGCAGGCAAGGCAGAUGCUGGGGAGUACAGCUGUGAGGCCGGGGGACAGAAGGUCUCCUUCCACCUGGAUGUGGCAGAGCCCAAGCUGGUGUUUGCCAAGGAGCAGCAGGCACGCAGCGAGGUGAAGGCAGAGGCAGGGGCCAGUGCCACACUGAGCUGUGAGGUGGCCCAGGCCCAGACCGAGGUGUCAUGGUUCAAGGAUGGGAAGAAGCUGAGCUCCAGCUCGAAGGUGCGCAUGGAGGCCUCGGGCUGCUCCAGGAGGCUGGUGGUGCAGCAGGCGGGCAAGGCGGAUGCUGGGGAGUACAGCUGUGAGGCUGGGGGACAGAAGGUCUCCUUCCAACUGGAUGUGCCAGAACCCAAGCUAGUGUUUGCCAAGGAGCAGCAGGCACGCAGUGAGGUGAAGGCAGAGGCAGGGGCCAGUGCCACACUGAGCUGUGAGGUGGCCCAGGCCCAGACUGAGGUGACAUGGUUCAAGGAUGGGAAGAAGCUGAGCUCCAGCUCGAAGGUGCACGUGGAGGCCUCGGGCUGCUCCAGGAGGCUGGUGGUGCAGCAGGCAGGCAAGAUGGAUACUGGGGAGUACAGCUGUGAGGCCGGGGGACAGAAGGUCUCCUUCCGUCUGGACGUCACAGAGCCCAAGCUGGUGUUUGCCAAGGAGCAUCAGGCACAAAACAAGGUGAAGGCAGAGGCAGGGGCUAAUGCCACACUGAGCUGCGAGGUGUCCCAGGCCCAAACUGAGGUGACAUGGUUCAAGGAUGGGAAGAAGCUGAGCUCCAGCUCAAAGGUGCGCGUGGAGGCCUCGGGCUGCUCCAGAAGACUGGUGGUGCAGCAGGCGGGCAAGGCAGAUGCUGGGGAGUACAGCUGUGAGGCCGGGGGACAGAAGGUCUCCUUCCGUCUGGACAUUACAGAACCCAAGCUGGUGUUUGCCAAGGAGCAACAGGCACACAGCGAGGUGAAGGCAGAGGCAGGGGCCAGUGCCACACUGAGCUGUGAGGUGGCCCAGGCUCAGACUGAGGUGACAUGGUUCAAGGAUGGGAAGAAGCUGAGCUCCAGCUCGAAGGUGCGCGUGGAGGCCUCAGGCUGCUCCAGGAGGCUAGUGGUGCAGCAGGCAGGCAAGGCGGAUGCUGGGGAGUACAGCUGUGAGGCCGGGGGACAGAAGGUCUCCUUCCGUUUGGACGUCACAGAGCCCAAGCUGGUGUUUGCCAAGGAGCAGCAGGCACGCAGCGAGGUGAAGGCAGAGGCAGGGGCCAGUGCCACACUGAGCUGCGAGGUGGCCCAGGCCCAGACUGAGGUGACAUGGUUCAAGGAUGGGAAGAAGCUGAGCUCCAGCUCAAAGGUGCGCGUGGAGGCCUCGGGCUGUUCCAGGAGGCUGGUGGUGCAGCAGGCGGGCAAGGCGGAUGCUGGGGAGUACAGCUGUGAGGCCGGGGGACAGAAGGUCUCCUUCCGCCUGGAUGUUCCAGAGCCCAAGCUGGUGUUUGCCAAGAAGCAGCAGGCACGCAGCGAGGUGAAGGCAGAGGCAGGCGCCAGUGCCACACUGAGCUGUGAGGUGGCCCAGGCCCAGACUGAGGUGACAUGGUUCAAGGAUGGGAAGAAGCUGAGCUCCAGCUCGAAGGUGCACGUGGAGGCCUCGGGCUGCUCCAGGAGGCUGGUGGUGCAGCAGGCGGGCAAGGCAGAUGCUGGGGAGUACAGCUGUGAGGCCGGGGGACAGAAGGUCUCCUUCCAUCUGGACGUCGCAGAGCCCAAGCUGAUGUUUGCCAAGGAGCAGCAGGCACGCAGCGAGGUGAAGGCAGAGGCAGGGGCCAGUGCCACACUGAGCUGCGAGGUGGCCCAGGCCCAGACCGAGGUGACAUGGUUCAAGGAUGGGAAGAAGCUGAGCUCCAGCUCAAAGGUGCGCGUGGAGGCCUCAGGCUGCUCCAGGAGGCUGGUGGUGCAGCAGGCGGGCAAGGCAGAUGCUGGGGAGUACAGCUGUGAGGCCGGGGGACAGAAGGUCUCCUUCCGCCUGGAUGUGGCAGAGCCCAAGGUGAUGUUUGCCAAGGAGCAGCAGGCACGCAGCGAGGUGAAGGCAGAGGCAGGCGCCAGUGCCACACUGAGCUGCGAGGUGGCCCAGGCCCAGACUGAGGUGACAUGGUUCAAGGAUGGGAAGAAGCUGAACUCCAGCUCGAAGGUGCGCGUGGAGGCCUCGGGCUGCUCCAGGAGGCUGGUGGUGCAGCAGGCAGGCAAGGCAGAUGCUGGGGAGUACAGCUGCGAGGCCAGGGGACAGAAGGUCUCCUUCCAUCUGGACGUCGCAGAGCCCAAGGUGAUGUUUGCCAAGGAGCAGCAGGCACACAGCGAGGUGAAGGCAGAGGCAGGGGCCAGUGCCACACUGAGCUGCGAGGUGGCCCAGGCCCAGACCGAGGUGACAUGGUUCAAGGACGGGAAGAAGCUGAGCUCCAGCUCAAAGGUGUGCAUGGAAGCCUCGGGCUGCUCCAGGAGGCUGGUGGUGCAGCAGGCAGGCAAGGCAGACUCUGGGGAGUACAGCUGCGAGACCGGGGGACAGAAGGUCUCCUUCCGUCUGGAUGUCACAGAGCCCAAACUGGUGUUUGCCAAGGAGCAGCAGGCACGCAGCGAGGUGAAGGCAGAGGCAGGGGCCAGUGCCACACUGAGCUGCGAGGUGGCCCAGGCCCAGACCGAGGUGGCAUGGUUCAAGGACGGGAAGAAGCUGAGCUCCAGCUCAAAGGUGCGCAUGGAGGCCUCGGGCUGCUCCAGGAGGCUGGUGGUGCAGCAGGCGGGCAAGGCGGACUCUGGGGAGUACAGCUGCGAGGCCGGGGGACAGAAGGUCUCCUUCCGUCUGGACGUGGCAGAGCCCAAGUUGGUGUUUGCCAAGGAGCAGCAGGCACGCAGCGAGGUGAAGGCAGAGGCAGGGACCAGUGCCACACUGAGCUGCGAGGUGGCCCAGGCCCAGACUGAGGUGACAUGGUUCAAGAAUGGGAAGAAGCUGAGCUCCAGCUCGAAGGUGCGCGUGGAGGCCUCAGGCUGCUCUAGGAGGCUGGUGGUGCAGCAGGCAGGCAAGGCGGAUGCUGGGGAGUACAGCUGUGAGGCUGGGGGACAGAAGGUCUCCUUCCAUCUGGAUCUCACAGACACCAAGCUGAUGUUUGCCAAGGAGCAGCAGGCACGCAGCGAGGUGAAGGCAGAGGCGGGGGCCAGUGCCACACUGAGCUGCGAGGUGGCCCAGGCCCAGACUGAGGUGACAUGGUUCAAGGAUGGGAAGAAGCUGAGCUCCAGCUCGAAGGUGCGCGUGGAGGCCUCGGGCUGCUCCAGGAGGCUGGUGGUGCAGCAGGCGGGCAAGGCAGAUGCUGGGGAGUACAGCUGUGAGGCCGGGGGACAGAAGGUCUCCUUCCGUCUGGACAUCACAGAACCAGAGCCUGAGUCCCAGAUUCCGGAGAGACCCAGCCGCAGGGAGCCUCUGGUUGUCAAGGAACAUGAGACCUUUGUCCUGACUGUCACAAUGGCUGCACCCUCGGUGGCUGCUGUGACCUGGCUCAAAGACGGCGUGGAGAUCCGCCGCAGUAAGCGGCAUGAGGCCACCAGUCUGGGUGACACCCAUACCCUGACUGUGAAAGGUGCUCAGGUCCUGGACAGUGCCAUCUACAGUUGCCGUGUUGGCAAAGAAGGCCAGGACUUCCCGGUGCAGGUAGAAGAGGUGGCUGCCAAGUUCUCCAAACACCUGGAGCCCAUCGAAGGGGAAUUGGGGGGCACCGUGACGCUAGUCUGUGAGCUGAGCCCAGAACAGGCAGAGGUUGUGUGGCGCUGUGGGAACACACAGCUGCGGGCGGGCAAACGCUUCCAGAUGACAUCCGAGGGGCCUAGACGCACACUGACUGUGUCUGGCCUUCGAGAGGAUGAUGCAGAGGAGUAUGUGUGUGAGAGCCGGGAUGACCACACCAGUGCACGGCUCACUGUCAAAGUUCCCCGAGUGGUCAAGUUUACAUCUGGAUUGAGUGCCAUGGUCGCAGAGGAGGGCCAAGAGGCCACCUUUCAGUGUGUCGUGUCCCCCAGCGAUGCGGCGGUCAUGUGGUACAAGGAUGGCACACAGCUGCAGCCUAGCGAGAAGUUUGUUAUGGUACAGAGUGGGGCCAGUCGCAGCUUGACGAUCUUGAACCUGACCCUGGAGGAUGCUGGUCAUGUCACAGUGGAGGCUGAGGGUGCCUCAUCUUCUGCUGCCCUCCGGGUCCGAGAGGCACCGAUCCUCUUCAAAAAGAAGCUUGAGCCACAGACGGUGGAGGAGAGGACCUCUGUGACACUGGAGGUGGAGCUGACUCGGCCCUGGCCGGAGGUGAAGUGGACGCGGAAUGCUGCCGUCCUGACACCCAGCGAGAACGUGGAGAUCUGUGCCGAGGGUGCUCGGCACCGUCUGGUGCUGCGCAGUGUGGGCUUUGCUGACCGUGGCUUCUUUGGCUGUGAGACACCAGAUGACAAGACUCAGGCCAAGCUCAACGUAGAAAUGCGGCAGGUCCGGCUGGUUCGAGGCUUACAAGAUGUGGAGGCUAAGGAGCAGGGCACAGCCUCGAUGGAUGUGGAAUUGUCCCAUGCUGAGGUGGAGGGCAGCUGGACCCGAGAUGGCCUGCGACUUCAGCCUGGGCCCAAAUGCCACCUGGCUGUACAAGGCCCUGUCCACAUCCUCACACUUUCAGCGCUGCAGCCACAGGACAGCGGGUUGGUGGCCUUCAGGGCCGAGGGCGUGCACACGUCUGCACGGCUCAUAGUCACUGAGUUGCCUGUGAGCUUCACCAGACUACUGCAGGAUGUGGUGGCCACUCAGAAAGAGAAGGUGACCCUGGAGUGUGAGUUGUCACGGCCUGUGGAUGUUCGCUGGCUGAAGGAUGGUGUGGAGCUUCGGGCAGGCAAGGCCAUAGGCCUAGUGGCCCAGGGAACCUGCAGGAGUCUUGUUAUCUACCGCUGUGAGACUGGGGACCAGGGUGUCUAUGUAUGUGAUGCUCUUGAUGCUCAGACCUCUGCCUCUUUGAGGGUGCAAGGUCGCAGUGUUGAGAUUACUAAGCCACUGAAGGAUGUGGAAGUGAUGGAGAAGGAGGGUGCCACAUUCUCCUGUGAGGUGUCCCAUGAUGAGGUUCCUGGCCUAUGGUUCCGAGAAUCCAGUAAGCUACGGCCCAGUGACAACGUGCGCAUCCGGCAGGAAGGGAGGACAUACACUCUUAUCUUCCGGAGGGUACUGGCAGAAGACGCAGGGGAGAUCAAGUUUGUAGCUGAGAACGCAGAAUCAAGAGCUCACCUCCGAGUGAAAGAACUGCCUGUGACCCUGCUGCGCCCACUGCGGGACAAGAUUGCCAUGGAAAAACACCGUGGUGUGCUUGAGUGCCAGGUGUCCCGGGCUAGUGCCCAGGUGCGGUGGUUCAAGGGCAGAGUCGAGUUGCAGCCUGGGCCCAAGUACGAGGUGGUCAGUGACGGCCUUUACCGCAAACUGGUCAUCAAUGAUGUGCAGCCGGAGGAUGAAGAUACUUACACCUGUGAUGCCGGUGAUGUCAAGACCAGUGCCCAGUUCUUUGUGGAAGAGCAGUCCAUCACUAUUGUGCGGGGGCUGAAGGACAUGACAGUUAUGGAGCCUGCCCCUGCCUGGUUUGAAUGUGAGACCUCCAUCCCUUCUGUGAGGCCACCCAAGUGGCUCCUCGGUAAGACUGUGCUACAAGCAGGGGCAAACGUGGGACUGGAGCAAGAUGGCACCGUGCACCGGCUGACACUGCACAAGACCUGUUCUACCAUGACCGGGCCUGUGCACUUCACCAUCGGCAAGUCCCGCUCCUCUGCCCAGCUUGUUGUCUCAGACAUUCCUGUGGUACUGACACGGCCUCUGGAGCCCAAAGCAGGGCGUGAGCUGCAGUCGGUAGUCCUGUCCUGUGACUUCAGGCCAGCCCCCAAGGCUGUGCAGUGGUACAAGGAGAACACACCUCUGUCCCCGUCAGAAAAGUUCAAGAUGGUGCUGGAGGGCCAGAUGGCAGAGCUGCGCAUCCUCCGGCUCACUCCAACUGAUGCCGGGGUCUACCGGUGCCAGGCGGGUAGUGCCCAGAGCAGUGCCGAGGUUACUGUGGAAGCUCGGGAGGUGACGGUGAUUCAGCCACUGCAGGAUGCUGAAGCCAUGGAGGAAGGCCGGGUCUGCUUCUCCUGUGAGCUAUCCCAUAAGGACGAGGACAUCGAAUGGUCACUCAAUGGUGUACCCCUGUACAAUGACAGCUUCCACGAGAUCAGCCAUGAGGGCUGUCUCCACACAUUGGUGCUGAAGAGUGUCCGGCAGACUGACACAGGCACUGUGUGCGCCACCUCUCCCAAGGUGUCUGUUUCUGCCCGGCUGGUGGUUAAAGCAAAGCCAGUGGUGUUCCUGAAAGCACUGGAUGACGUAUCUGCCGAAGAACGUGGCACGCUGACCCUGCAAUGCGAGGUCUCCGACCCUGAGGCACAGGUGGUUUGGCGCAAAGAUGGUGUGGAACUGGGCCCCAGCGACAAGUAUGAUUUCCUACACAAGGCAGGUGCUCGAGGCCUUACGGUCCAUGACCUGAGCCACGAGGAUGCUGGACUGUACACCUGCCAGGUGGGCAGUAAGGAGACCCAGUCCAGGGUCAGCGUGCAUGAUCUUCAUGUGGGCAUCACCAAGAGGUUAAAGACGGUGGAGGUGCUGGAGGGAGAGAGCUGCAGUUUUGAGUGUGUCCUUUCCCAUGAGAGUCCCAGUGACCCAGCAGUGUGGACGGUCGGUGGGAAGACAGUGGGUAGUUCUGGCCACUUUCAGGCUGUUCGGCAGGGCCGCAAAUAUACCCUGACAGUCAAAGAUGCUGCUCUCAGUGAUGCAGGAGAGGUGGUCUUCUCAGUGUUGGGCCUCACAUCCAAGGCCUCGCUCAUCAUCAGAGAGAGGCCAGUGGACAUCACAAAGCCCCUGGAGGACCAGCGGACUAUGCUUGGGGAAGAUGCGAUGCUAAGCUGUGAGUUGUCUAGGGCAGACACCUCUGUGCGCUGGCUGAAAGAUGGGAAGGCCAUCCGGAAGAGCCAGAAGUAUGACCUGCUCAGUGAAGGCACGCGGGCUGUGCUGGUUGUCCGAAAGGCCUCGCUCAAGGAUUCUGGGGAAUACACCUGUGAGACAGAAGCUUCCAAAAGCACUGCCAAGCUCUGUGUAGAAGAAAAGGCAAACCGGUUCACAGAAGAGCUAGCUGAUCUGCAGGUGGAAGAGAAGGGCAGGGUUGUGUUGACAUGCAAGACAGAGCACCCAGCAUCCGUCGUGACCUGGCGCAAAGGCCUCUUGGAGCUUCGUGCCUCAGGGAAGCACAUCCCCAGUCAGGAGGGCUUGACCCUGAAGCUCACCAUCAAUGCCCUGGAGAGGACAGACAGUGACACUUACACCUGUGACAUUGGCCAAGCCCGGACCCAGGCCAGGCUCCUCGUCCAUGGCCAGAAAGUGCGAGUUAUUGAGGACCUAGAGGACACUGCUGUCCAGGAGGGCUCCUCUGCCAAGUUUUGCUGCCGCAUCUCCCCAGCUGACUACAGCCCUGUGCACUGGUUCCUGGAUAAGACCCCCUUGCACAGCAAUGAGCUGAACGAGAUCACUGCCCAGCCUGGAGGCUACCAUGUGCUCACCCUGCGGCAGCUAGCGCUCAAGGAUUCAGGCACUGUCUACUUCGAGGCGGGUGACCAGCGGACCUCAGCUGCCCUGCGGGUGACUGAGAAGCCGAGCAUCUUCUCUCGGCCGCUCACAGACGUCACAGUCACAGAAGGUGAGGACCUGACUCUUGUCUGUGAAACCACCACUGUGGAGAGCUCUGUGCGCUGGACCAAAGACGGGAAGACACUCAGGCCAUCGGCACGAUGCCAGCUAAGCCAUGAAGGCUGUCAGGCCCAGCUGCGCAUCACUGGCACUACCCUACAAGAUGGUGGGCGGUACAAAUGUGAGGUUGGCGGAGCCUCCAGCAGCUCCAUUGUCAGGGUCCAUGCUCGGCCAGUGCGGUUCAGGGAGUCCCUGAAGGACGUGGAGGUGCCAGAGGGCAAGGCUGCCACACUGUGCUGUGUGCUGUCAUCCGUGGCUGCACCUGUGGAGUGGCGUCGUGGAGAUGUCGUCCUGAAAUCCAGCAACAAGUACACCCUGCGGCAAGAGGGUGCUGUGCUGGAACUGGUCAUCCGAGACCUGCAGCCCCAGGACAGUGGGCAAUACUCAUGCUCCUUUGGGGACCAGACAACUUCAGCCACACUCACAGUGAAAACCUCCUCUGCCCAGUUCAUUGGAAAACUAAGAAACAAGGAGGCUACAGAAGGGACCAUGGUCACACUGAGGUGUGAGCUGACCAAAGAGGCCCCCGUGGAAUGGAAGAAGGGAACAGAGACCCUGAGCAAUGGGGACAAAUACAGCCUGAAGCAGGAUGGAGCUGUGUGUGAGCUGCAGAUCUGUAGUCUGCUUGUGGCAGAUGCAGGGGAGUACUUGUGUGUAUGCGGACAGGAGAAGACUUCAGCCACUCUGACUGUCAAGGCUCUGCCUGUCCACUUUAUCAGAAGGCUCAGGAGCAAGGAGGCCACAGAAGGGGACACGGCCACACUGCAGUGUGAACUGAGCAAGGCUGCCCCUGUGGAGUGGAGGAAGGGAACAGAGACCCUGAGAGAUGGGGACAGAUACAGCCUGAAGCAGGAUGGGGCCGUGUGUGAACUGCAGAUCCGCAGCCUGGCUGUAGCAGAUGCUGGAGAGUACUUGUGCAUGUGUGGACAGGAAAAGACCUCAGCCACACUGACCAUCAGGGCCCUUCCAGCUAAGUUCAAAGACGGUCUGAAGAAUGAAGAGGCCACGGAAGGGACCACGGCUACACUGAGCUGUGAACUGAGCAAGGCAGCUCCUGUGACAUGGAAGAAAGGACCGAAGACCUUGCGAGAUGGAGACAAAUAUGGCCUGAGGCAGGACGGAGCUGUGUGUGAGCUGAAGAUCCAUGGCCUGACCACGGCUGAUGCUGGGGAGUACUCAUGUGUGUGUGGACAGGAGAAGACCUCAGCCAAGCUGACUGUCAGGGGCUUGCCUGCCAAAUUUAUAGAAGACCUGAGAAGCCAAGAAGCCACAGAAGGGGCCACAGCAGUCUUAAGAUGCGAACUGAGCAAGGCUGCCCCUGUCGAGUGGAGGAAGGGGUCCGAGACCCUGAAAGAUGGGGACAGAUACACCCUGAGGCAGGAUGGGGCCGUGUGUGAACUGCAGAUCCAUGGCCUGGCUGUGGUGGAUACUGGAGCGUACUCAUGUGUGUGUGGGCAGGAGAAGACCUCGGCCACACUGAAUAUUAAUGCCCUGCCCACCAAGUUUACCGAGGGCCUGAGGAAUGAAGAGGCCACGGAAGGAGCCAUGGUGACUCUGAGGUGCCAGAUGAGCAAGGCAGCCCCUGUGGAGUGGAGGAAAGGGUCUGAGACCCUGAAAGAUGGGGGCAGAUACAGCCUGAAGCAGGAUGGGGUCAUGUGUGAGCUACAGAUCUGUGGCCUGACCAUGGAAGAUUCUGGGAAAUAUUCAUGCAUAUGUGGGCAGGAGAAGACCUCAGCCACACUGAGUGUCAAGGCCUUGCCUCCCAGAUUCAUAGAAGACUUGAGAAGCCAAGAGGCCACGGAAGGCACCAUGGUGACUCUGAGGUGCCAGAUGAGCAAAGCAGCCCCUGUGGAAUGGAGAAAGGGGUCUGAGAGCCUGAGAGAUGGGGGCAGAUACAGCCUGAGGCAGGAUGGGGCCAUGUGUGAGCUGCAGAUCCAUGGCCUGGCUGUGGAAGAUGCUGGGGAGUACUCGUGCAUGUGUGGGCAGGAGAAGACCUCAGCCACACUGAGUGUCAAGGCUCUGCCCCCAAGAUUCAUAGAAGACUUGAGAAGCCAAGAGGCCAUGGAAGGCACCAUGGCAAGUCUGAAGUGUCAGAUGAGCAAGGCAGCCCCUGUGGAGUGGAGGAAGGGGUCUGAGACCCUGAAAGAUGGGGGCAGAUACAGCCUGAGGCAGGAUGGGGUCAUGUGUGAGCUGCAGAUCCGUGGCCUAGCUGUGGAAGAUGCUGGGGAGUACUCAUGCGUGUGUGGGCAGGAGAAGACCUCAGCCACACUGAGUGUCAAGGCCCUGCCCCCCAGAUUCAUAGAAGACUUGAGAAGCCAAGUGGCUAUGGAAGGCACCAUGAUGACUCUGAGGUGCCAGAUGAGCAAGGCAGCCCCUGUGGAGUGGAGGAAGGGGUCUGAGAGCCUGAGAGAUGGGGGCAGAUACAGCCUGAGGCAGGAUGGGGUCCUGUGUGAGCUGCAGAUCCGUGGCCUGGCUGUGGAAGAUGCUGGGGAGUACUCGUGCGUGUGUGGGCAGGAGAAGACCUCAGCCAUGCUGACUGUAGAUGCACUGCCCCCCAAGUUCACAGAGGGUCUGAAGAAGGAAGAGGCCACAGAAGGGACCAUGGUGACUCUGAGGUGCCAGACAAGCAAGGCUGCCCCUGUGGAGUGGAGGAAGGGGUCUGAGACCCUGAAAGAUGGGGGCAGAUACAGCCUGAGGCAGGAUGGGGUCCUGUGUGAGCUGCAGAUCCAUGGCCUGGCUGUGGAAGAUGCUGGGGAGUACUCAUGCAUGUGUGGGCAGGAGAAGACCUCAGCCACACUGAGUGUCAAGGCCUUGCCAGCCAGAUUCAUAGAAGACUUGAGAAGCCAAGAGGCCCCGGAAAGUUCAACAGUCACUUUGAGGUGUGAGCUAAGCAAGAAGGCCCCUGUGGAGUGGAGGAAAGGGUCUGAGAUCCUAAGAAACGGGGCCAGAUACAGCCUGAGGCAGGAUGGGGCUGUGUGUGAGCUGGAGAUCCAUGACCUGACAGUGGAAGAUACUGGAGAGUACUCAUGCACGUGUGGGCAGGAGAGGACCUCAGCCACACUGAGCAUUAUGGCUCCACAGGUGGUGUUCCAGAAGCCACUGCAGAAUCUACAAGCAGAAGAAGGCUCCACGGCCAGCCUGCGGUGUGAGCUGUCAGUCUCCAACACUGCUGUGGUCUGGAGCAAGGGCGGCCUGGAGCUGCAGGCUGACGCACGACGAGAGGCACAGCAGCAGGGCUGUGUGGCAGAGCUGCUGCUUCGGGACGUGCGCCGCGAGGAUGCGGGAGAGUACAGUUGCACCUGUGGGUCUCAGACCACAAGCGCCACGCUCAUGGUCACAGCUGCUCCUGUGAGGUUCCUCCGGGAACUGCAGGCCCAGGACAUAGAUGAGGGGACCACCGCACGCCUGUGGUGUGAGCUGAGCCAGGAGGCUGUGAGUGUGGAGUGGCGCAAGGGCUCCCUGCAGCUUUUUCCUUGUGCUAAGUAUCAGAUGGUGCAGGAGGGCACAACUGCUGAGCUGCUGGUCCAUGGGGUGGAGCAGGAGGAUGCCGGCGAAUACACCUGCGAUGCAGGCCACACGCAGAGCAUCGCCAGGCUCUCUGUCCGAGCCCCCAAGCCCAAGUUCAAGACUGGCCUGCAGAGCACAGAGCAGGAAGCAGGUGGCAUGGCCCGUCUGUGUUGUCAACUGAGCGAAGCUGAGCCAGGGGCUUCAGUGCAGUGGCUCAAGGAGGGGGUGGAGCUGCACGUUGGCGCCAAGUAUGAGAUACGGCGCCAAGGGGCUAUGUGUGAGCUGCUGAUUCGAGAGCUGGAGGCCAAGGACACUGGAGAAUACGCUUGUGUUGUGGGUGGCCAGAAGACCUUGGCCUCUCUCAGAGUCAAAGAGCCUGAGGUGACCAUUGUGCGGGGACUUGUGGACAUGGAGGUGCAGGCUGAUGAGGAUGUGGAGUUCACCUGCAAGGUGUCACAGGCAGGAGCCACAGAUGUGCAGUGGCAUCUCCAAGGCCUGCCACUGCAGAGCAAUGAAGUGACAGAGGUGGCUGUUCUUGGAGAUGGCUGUACCCACGUGCUCCAGUUGAAGGGUGUGACCCUGGAGGAUGCUGGUACUGUCUCCUUCCACGUGGGCAGCCAUUCAUCUUCUGCUCAGCUCACAGUCCGAGUCCCUGAGGUGACCAUUCUGGAGCCCCUGAAGGAUGUGCAGCUCAGCGAGGGCCAGGAUGCCCACUUCCAGUGCCGGCUGUCCAGGGCCUCAGGCCAGGAGGCUCACUGGGCUUUGGGAGGGGUUCCCUUGCAGUGCAACGAGAUGAACGACAUCACUGUGGAGCAGGGCACCCUCUAUCUGCUCACUCUGCACAAGGUGACUCUCGAGGAUGCUGGAACCAUCACUCUCCAAGUGGGAUCAUGCUCCUCAGAGGCCCAGCUGAAGGUUACAGAGGCAGCACUAUGCCUGGUACGAGGCUUGCAGAAUGUGGAUGUCUUCGCGGGGGAGGUGGCCACGUUCUCCUGUGAGGUAUCUCGUGCAGGCGGGCCGGAGGCCCGCUGGUGGCUGGAUGGCACCCUGCUUCAGAACAGCCCUGAGAGUGCCAUCACUGUACGAGAGGGCACUGUUCACUCCCUCACGCUCUCGGGCCUUGGGGUGGCUGACUCAGGCACCAUCACCUUCCGCACAGGGCCCCUGGUCUCCACAGCCAAGUUAUUGGUCAAAGAUCCCACAGUGGAGGUGGUGAGUGCCAUGCAGGACCUGGUGGUGGAGGAGGGUGGCUCAGCUGAGCUCCUCUGCCAGUACUCGAGGCCCGUGCAGGCCACAUGGAAGAUGAACGAGCAGGAGGUGUGCGCAGAUGGGCACCGUGUCAUCAUAGAGCAGGACUGGACCGUAGCCAGGCUGACCCUCAGGACAGCCCUGCCCUGUGACAGCGGCAUCUAUUCUUGUGAGGCCGCGGGCACUCGAGUUGUGGCACUGCUCCAAGUGCAAGCCAAAAACACAGUGGUGCGUGGCCUGGAGAACGUGGAUGCACUGGAGGGCGGUGAGGCUCUGUUCGAGUGCCAGCUGUCCCAGCCUGAAGUGGCUGCCCACACCUGGCUGCUGGACGACGAGCCUGUGCACACAUCGGAGAACGUGGAGAUGGUCUACUUCGAGAACGGACUGCGGCACCUACUUCUGCUCAAAAACCUGAAGCCACAGGACAGCUGCCGGGUGACCUUCCUGGCAGGGGAUGUGGUCACAUCUGCAUUCCUCACUGUGAGAGGCUGGCGCUUGGAGGUCCUAGAGCCCCCACAAGAUGCAUCCGUGAAAGCUGGUACGCAGGUCCGCUUCACUUGCAUACUAAGUGAGGCAGUGCCUGUGGGCGAGGCUACUUGGUACAUCAAUGGGGCUGCCAUCCAACCUGAGGACGCUGACUGGACAGUCACCGCAGAUGGCAGCCACCAUGCUCUGACGCUGAGCAACGCCCAGCCCCAACAUGCUGGAGAGGUCACAUUUGCAGCACGUGAUGCCGUGGCCUCUGCUCGCCUCUCUGUGUUGGCUCUCCCUGAUCCCCCUGAGGAUGCUGAAGUGGUGGGUCGCAGUGACCACUCUGUGACCCUAUCCUGGGUGGCUCCCAUGAGUGAUGGCGGUGGUGGUCUAUGUGGUUAUCGUGUGGAGAUGAAGGAGGCAUCCACAGGCCAGUGGCAGUUGUGCCACGAGUUGGUACCUGGCCCAGAGUGUGUGGUGGACGGCCUGGUCCCUGGGAAGACUUACCGCUUCCGAGUGGCAGCUGUGGGUCCAGCAGGCGCUGGGGAGUCUGUACAUCUACCCCAGAUGGUCAAAAUAGCAGAAUCAAUGGAACCUAAACCAGCCCCAGUCCCAGCAACAAGGCGGGUAGUGGUUGGUGAAGAUGUGUGUCUGGAGUUGGAAAUGGCAGCUGAUGCUGGCGAGGUCGUCUGGCACAAGGGAACAGAGCGCAUCCAGCCCAGCGGGCACUUUGAGGUCCUCUCUCAGGGUCAGCGGCAGAUGCUGGUGAUCAAGGGCUUUAGGACCGAAGACCAAGGGGAGUACCGCUGUGGUCCCAUCCAGGGUCAGCCCUCCUCGGGAGCUGCCAUGUUCAAUGUGGUCAUGACCUCAGGCUCUGGGGAUGAGGUCCCUGCACAGCCUAGCCUGCCUCCUGAGGCAGCUCAGGAGGGUGACCUGCAUCUGCUUUGGGAGGCCCUUGCCCGGAAGCGCCGCAUGAGUCGGGAGCCCACACUGGACUCCAUCAGCGAGCUGCCUGAGGAAGACAGCCGUGUGCACCAUCUGCGGCAGGAGGCAGAAGAGACAGCUCCGGACCUCUCUGAGGGCUACUCUACAGCUGACGAGCUAGCACGCACAGGAGAAGCUGACCUCUCACACACCAGCUCUGACGAUGAGUCUCGGGCUGGCACCCCUUCCUUAGUUACCUACCUCAAGAAAGCCGGGGGUCCUGGGAUCUCACCCUUGGCCAGCAAGCAUGAGGCCCAGUUGACCACGUCUGUGAAGCCACAAAAGCAGCAGGAGCCAGUAGUGCCCACGUGCCCACUGCCAGAAGAUUUGAGUGCAGCAGAUUUGAAGGAUCCAUCCCUGGACAAGGCAGCUGUGAAGAUCCAGGCUGCCUUUAAGGGCUACAAAGUGCGGAAGGAGAUGAAGCAGCAGGAAGGCCCUGUGUUCUCACGAACAUUUGGGGACACAGAGGCACAGGUUGGGGAUGCCCUGCGGCUGGAGUGUGUGGUGGCCACCAAGGCUGAUAUGCAGGCCUGCUGGUUGAAAGAUGGCAUCGAGUUAACAGAUGGGCGCCACUACCACAUAGACCAGCUCAAGGAUGGAACCUGCUCUCUGCUGGUCACUGGCCUGGGCCCCACUGACUCUGGCCGUUACACCUGUCAGGUGAGCACCAAGUUUGGCCGUGUGAGCCACAGUGCCUGCGUGGUGGUCAGUGGGACAGAGAGCGAGGCUGAGAGCUCCUCUGGGGGAGAGCUGGAUGAUGCCUUCCACCGGGCAGCAAGACGCCUGCACCGCCUCUUCCGCACCAAGAGCCCAGCUGAGCUUUCAGAGGAGGAACUCUUCCUGAGCGCUGAUGAAGGCCCUGCGGAGCCAGAGGAGCCUGCAGACUGGCAAACAUAUCGAGAGGAUGAGAACUUUGUGUGCAUCCGUUUCGAGUCCCUUGCAGAGGCCCGCCGGGCAGUCACCUGCUUCCGUGACAUGUUUGCCACCAUGGGCAUCGGGGUGGAGAUCAGCCUAGGGGAGCAGGGACCCCGGGGAGUGGAGAUGCGCAUUGGCAAAGUGGCCCCCACUGUCACCCCUGCAGUGCUGCUUGCAAAGACACCUGGCCUGCAGACUUCAGAUGCUGCCCCAGUGUUCCUGACUGAGCUUCAGAACCAAGACGUACAAGAUGGCUACCCCAUGAGCUUCGACUGUGUGGUAACAGGCCAGCCUGUGCCCAGUGUGCGCUGGUUCAAGGAUGGGAAGUUGCUAGAAGAGGAUGACCACUACAUGAUCAACGAGGACCAACAGGGGGGUCACCAGCUCAUCAUCACAGCUGUGGUGCCGGCAGACAUGGGCGUCUACCGCUGCCUGGCAGAGAACAGCAUGGGCGUCUCCUCCACCAAGGCUGAGCUUCGUGUGGAACUGACCAGCACAGACUAUGACACUGCUGCUGAUGCUACUGAGACGUCAUCGUACUUCAGCGCCCAGGGAUACCUAUCCAGCCGGGAGCAAGAGGGAACGGAGUCAGAUGAGGGGCAGCUUCCCCAGGUGCUAGAGGAACUGAAAGACCUCCAAGUGGCCCCUGGCACACGCUUGGCCAAGUUCCAGCUCAAGGUGAAAGGCUAUCCAGCUCCCAAACUGUACUGGUUCAAAGAUGGCCAGCCCCUGACCACAUCUGACCACAUCCGCAUGACUGACAAAAAGACCCUGCACACCCUGGAGAUCGUCUCCGUCACGCGGGAGGACAACGGCCAGUAUGCAGCCUAUAUCAGCAAUGCUGUGGGUGCUGCCUAUUCGUCAGCCCGGCUGCUGGUCCGAGGUCCCAGUGAACCAGAAGAGAAGCCAGCAUCAGAUGUUCAUGAGAGGCUGGUGCCACCCCGAAUCCUGGAGAAGUUCACCCCCAAGAAAGUAAAGAAGGGCUCCAGCAUCACCUUUUCAGUGAAGGUGGAAGGACACCCGGCUCCCAGUGUGCAUUGGCUCAAGGAGGAGGCAGAGAAGGGAGUGCUGUGGAUUGGCCCUGAUACCCCUGGCUACACCAUGGCCAGCUCUUCCAAGCAGCAUAGCCUGGUUCUGCUGGACAUAGGCCGACAGCACCAGGGCACCUACACAUGCAUUGCCACCAACGCUGCUGGCCAGGCGCUGUGCUCUGCCAGUCUGCACAUCUCCGGCUUAGCCAAAGAAGAAGAGCAGGAGAGAGUGAAGGAGGCCCUCAUUUCCUCCUUCCUGCAAGGGACAAGUCAAGCUGUCUCAGCCCAGAUGUCAGAAUCUGCAGGUUUUGCUGAUCUUGUCGGGCAAAGGAAAGGUGAGUCCCUGGUGGCUGAGGAGGCCCACAGUCACCUGUCCCUUGCUGAGGUGGGCACAGAAGAGUUCCUGCAGAAACUCACCUCGCAGAUCACGGAGAUGGUAUCGGCCAAGAUCUCGCAGGCCAAACUCCAGGUGCCUGGAGGUGACAGCGAUGAGGAGUCCAAGACACCAUCUGCUUCUCCUCGGCAUGGCCGGUCACGUCCUUCCUCCAGUGUUCAAGAGUCUUCCUCAGAGUCAGAGGAUGGGGACUCCCGUGGUGAGAUCUUUGACAUCUACGUGGUCACAGCUGACUAUCUGCCCCUGGGAGCUGAGCAGGAUGCCAUCAUCCUGAGAGAAGGCCAGUAUGUGGAGGUCCUUGACUCAGCCCAUCCCCUGCGCUGGCUUGUACGCACCAAGCCCACCAAAUCCAGCCCUUCCAGGCAGGGCUGGGUGUCACCUGCCUACCUGGACAAGAGGCUCAAGCUGUCUCCUGAGUGGGGGCCCACUGAGGCCCCCGAGUUCCCUGGUGAGGCUGUGUCUGAGGAUGAGUAUAGAACGAGGCUGAGCUCUGUCAUCCAGGAGUUGCUGAGUUCAGAGCAGGCUUUUGUGGGUGAGCUGCAGUUCUUGGAGAGUCACCACAUGAAGCACCUGGACCGAUCUCCCCGCGUACCCGCAGCCGUGGCCAGCCAGAAGACAGUCAUCUUUCGUAAUGUGCAGGACAUCAGCCAUUUCCACAGCAGCUUCUUGAAGGAGCUGCAGGGCUGUGGCACUGACGAUGAUGUGGCCAUGUGCUUCAUCAAGAACCAGGAGGCCUUUGAGAAGUACCUCGAGUUCCUGGUGGGCCGCGUGCAAGCUGAAUCAGUGGUCGUCAGCACCCCAGUCCAGGAGUUCUAUAAGAAAUAUGCAGAAGAGACACUGUCAGCCAAGGACCCCACACAACCACCCCCACCUCCUCUUCAGCACUACCUGGAGCAGCCAGUGGAACGGGUGCAGAAAUACCAGGCCUUGCUGAAGGAGCUAAUCCGCAACAAGGCCCGCAAUCGGCAGAACUGCGCACUGCUGGAGCAGGCCUAUGCCGUGGUGUCUGCCCUGCCUCAGCGUGCUGAGAACAAGCUGCACGUUUCUCUCAUGGAGAACUACCCAGGAACCCUGGAGGCCCUGGGAGAACCUAUCCGCCAGGGCCACUUCAUAGUGUGGGAGGGGGCCCCAGGGGCCCGGAUGCCUUGGAAGGGCCACAACCGGCAUGUCUUCCUCUUCCGAAACCACCUGGUGAUCUGUAAGCCCCGGAGAGACUCUCGCACUGACACCUUCAGCUAUGUGUUCCGGAACAUGAUGAAGCUGAGUAGCAUCGACCUGAAUGACCAGGUAGAGGGGGAUGACCGUGCCUUUGAGGUGUGGCACGAGAGGGAAGACUCUGUGCGAAAGUACCUACUGCAGGCAAGGACCGUCAUCAUCAAAAACUCAUGGGUGAAGGAGAUCUGUGGUAUCCAGCAGCGCCUUGCCCAGCCUGUAUGGCGUCCCCCUGAGUUUCAAGACGAACUAGCUGACUGCACAGCCGAGCUGGGUGAAACGGUCAAACUAGCAUGCCGAGUGACUGGCACACCUAAGCCUAUCGUCAGCUGGUACAAAGAUGGGAAGCCAGUGGAGGUGGACCCACACCACAUCCUCAUUGAAGACCCUGACGGCUCCUGUACCCUCAUCUUGGACAACCUUACUGGCAUAGACUCUGGCCAGUACAUGUGUUUUGCGGCCAGUGCUGCUGGCAAUGCCAGCACCUUGGGGAAGAUUCUAGUACAAGUGCCCCCACGCUUUGUGAACAAGGUCCGGGCCACACCCUUUGUGGAGGGAGAAGAUGCACAGAUCACCUGCACCGUGGAAGGAGCCCCGUACCCUCAGAUCAGGUGGUACAAGGAUGGUGCCCUGCUAACCCUGGGUAACAGGUACCGGAUGUUGAAUGAGCCCCGCAGUGGUGUGCUGAUGCUGGUGAUCAAGGCGGCCACCAAGGAGGACCUGGGACACUAUGAAUGUGAGUUGGUGAACCGGUUGGGCUCAACACGUGGUGGUGGAGAACUAUACAUGCAGAGCCCUGCACUGCGUGCCCGGGACCAGCACCACCGGGAUCAGCUUGUGGCUGCUGUGGAAGACACCUCCGUGGAGGGCUCUGCUCACCCCGCCGGGGACGGAGCUGACCAACAAGCCGCUUCUGUCCUCUGGAGGCUGCUGGGCUCAGAAGCCCUCGGCCCCUCCCCAGGGGAUUUCCCGAACACUAGACAAAGUGAGCCACCUGCAUUUGAAGAGGCUGCAUCCCAGAUCCCAGGCACAGCUUCAGGUACACCUGGUGAAGUCCCAAAGGUCUCACAGCCUGGCACACCCAAAAGCCUGGAGCAGGAGACAACUCCUGGGUCCCAGGGACGGACUGUACCUAUUCGGGUGGAGGGAACAGCCUGGCCAGGUGCAGGCACUGGGCAGCUGCUCUUGGAUGUGCACAGCCAAGUCAUCAUGGAGACCACACAGAGGACCUACGUGUGCCAAGCUCCUGACACAGGUGUCACAAGGGCCCCAUCCAUGCAGGUCACUAUUGAGGAUGUGCAAGUACAAGUAGGGGACAUGGCACAGUUUGAUGCUGUCAUUGAAGGCAACCCACCGCCUAUAGUGACCUGGUACAAGGACAGUACCCAGCUGACGAACAGUGCCCGGCUGAGCCAGCGGCAAGAUGGAACGGCAUAUUCCUUGGUGUUGACUGACGUGGCUCCACGUGAUGCCGGUGUCUACACGUGUGUUGCCAGUAAUGCAGGUGGACAAGUGCUGUGCAAGGCAGAGCUGCUGGUCCACGGGGGGGACAAGCUAGAUGCCGAAAAGCAAGUCUAUCGGAGAAAGCUGCAUUCCUUCUAUGAGGUGCAAGAAGAGAUUGGAAGGGGUGUGUUUGGUUUCGUGAAAAGAGUUCAGCAUAAAGGAAACAAGAUGUCCUGUGCUGCCAAGUUUAUUCCCCUGCGGAGCAAAACUCGGGCCCAGGCAUACCAGGAACGAGAUAUCUUGGCUACACUCAGCCACCCACUGGUCACUGGGCUCCUGGACCAAUUUGAGACCCGGAAGAGUCUCAUCCUCAUCUUGGAACUAUGCUCAUCUGAGGAGCUGCUGGAUCGACUCUUCAAGAAGGGUGUAGUGACUGAAGCUGAGGUCAAGGUCUAUAUCCAGCAGCUGGUGGAAGGCCUACACUAUUUGCACAGCCAUGAUAUCCUCCACCUGGACAUAAAGCCCCCCAACAUCCUGAUGGUGCACCCAGCUCGGGAAGACAUUAAGAUCUGUGACUUUGGCUUUGCCCAAAAGAUCACCCCUUCAGAGCCACAGUACAGCAAGUACGGCUCACCUGAAUUCGUGUCCCCAGAGAUCAUUGAGCAGAAUCCUGUGAGUGAGGGCUCAGACAUCUGGGCCAUGGGCGUCAUCUCCUACCUCAGUCUCACCUGCUCAUCCCCAUUUGCUGGAGAGAGUGACCGUGCCACGUUGCUCAAUGUUUUGGAGGGGCGGGUCUCUUGGAGCAGUCCCACGGCUGCCCACCUGAGCGAGGAUGCCAAGGACUUCAUCAAGGCCACGCUGCAAAAGACCCCCAGGGCCCGGCCUAGUAGUUCCCAGUGCCUUGCCCACCCCUGGUUCCUGAAAUCUGUGCCUGCUGAAGAGGCCCACUUCAUCAACACCAAACAGCUCAAGUUCCUUCUUGCUCGAAGUCGCUGGCAGCGUUCCUUGAUGAGCUACAAGUCUAUCCUGGUGAUGCGCUCCAUCCCUGAGCUGCUCCAGGGUCCUCCUGACAGUCCAUCUCUAGGAGUGGCCCGGCACCUACGAGGGGAAGCCAGUGGUUCCUCUAGCUCGUCAUCUUCCUCGGACAAUGAGCUUGCCCCUUUUGCCAGGGCUAAGUCGCUGCCACCUUCCCCUGUAACUCACUCGCCACUGCUGCACCCUCGGGGCUUUCUGCGGCCUUCGGCCAGCCUCCCAGAGGAGGCAGAGGCCAGCCUGCCCACUGCUGAUACGGCCAUGCCAGCAUCCCCCCAGGGUGCUGGGCCUCCAGCAAGUCCAGGUUGUGUGCCCCGGCACAGCGUCAUCAGUAGCCUGUUCUACCAGCAGGCUGGUGAGGGUGCAGAGCGUGGGAGCAAAGCGUUGGGUGCCAAGAGACACCCUGCUCGGAAGCGGCACCUGCUAAAGGGGGGGUACAUUGCAAGGGCCCUACCCAGUCUGCGAGAGCCACUGAUGGAGUACAGCUUCUUGGAGGAAGAGGCUGCUAGGGAGGAACAGGCUUCUCUGAUGACCAAGACACCCUCUUAUGAGACCGCCUUGCGACUACCUAGUUCCACUGUCAGAGAGGUCCCAGGCCGAAGCCGCUCCCUGGACAACCCACCAGUCACAACUGGCCCCUCUCCUGAGGCAUGCAAAGAUCAAUACCUGUUCCCACCCUCCUCGGGGUUGACUCAUGAAACCACUGCCAAGGACAUGGGGCACAAAGAGGGGCUCUUGCAGGAGUCUGCCCCCUUUUCACCUACGAGUGGUGACUCAAGGCUUGUUAAGCAAGAAGGAUCAUCUCAGGACAGUUGUAGAGGGAAACCAACCCCUUCCUGUCACUCUGAACUGGGUUCUGGCCCCCAGGAGGGCUGUGGCCCUCCAUCAUCACAAUCACUUGGCUCCUUACCUCCACAGUCACCGAAGGAGGAGCUCUCAAUGUCCUGUGGCCCACUCUUUUCAGAACAGCCUCGGGCAGCCCCAUUCCCAACUCAAGCAAGCCCCCUUCUGGGUUCUGAGAUGAAACCUCAGGCUAGCUCUCUACCUGAAAGGCCAUGUCCAGUUCCCUCCAGUUCCCCAGGGUCAGCCUCCCAGGGAGAUGUGUCCCUGGAUACCGAAGGCUUGUCUGAAGCUGGGGACACAUGUGACUUCACGCCUCCUCCACAGCGGCCUCAGGAGCAGGCCACCACCCGGAAGUUCUCUCUGGAAUCCCGUGGGGGCUAUGCCGGAGUGGCAGGCUAUGGCACCUUUGCCUUUGGCGGGGAUGCAGGGGGGAUGCUAGGGCAGGGUCCUCUUUGGGCUAGGAUGGCCUGGGCUGUGUCCCAGUCCUCAGAAGAGCAAGAUGAAGCUGUGACUGAGAGCCCUCAACCUCUGGAGAGCUCCGGGCCCGCUGCCGAGGCCAGUCGGGUUCCCCUAAGGACCUCUCCAAGCCUCACCCCAUGGGAGGAAGUUGAGCAGGUUUCCCUGGUACAGAUUCGGGAUCUGUCUGGCGAUGCAGAAGCAGCCGAUACCAUCUCCUUGGACAUUUCUGAGGUAGACCCUGCUUACCUCAACCUCUCUGAUCUAUAUGAUAUCAAGUAUCUCCCAUUUGAGUUCAUGAUCUUCAAGAGGGUCCCCAAACCUGUAGAGCAGCCAGAGUCACCUGGCUCAGAAACUGAAGCCGGGCAAGAGUUAGCAGAUUUCCUGGAGGAGGCCGUGUGGCCCUGGCCAGGCGAGCUGGGACUGCGUGCUGGCCUGGAGAUCACAGAGCAGCCAGAGGAGCCAGGGGACCUGGAAACACUGCUGGGCGAGGCUGCUGGGGGCAGGAAGCGCAAGUGGUCCCCUUCCCGGGGCCUCUUCCAGUUCCCUGGGAGGUGCCUGUCAGGGGAGGAGCCAGUGGAGCUUGGGCUGCGCCAGAGGGUGAAGGCUUCCAUGGCUCACAUCUCCAGGAUCCUGAAGGGCAAGCCAGAAGGUCCUGAGAGGGAAGGGCCUCCCAGAAAGAAGGCAGGCCUAGCUUCUUUCCGGCUCUCAGGCCUAAAGGGCAGGGACCAAGCACCAUCCUUCCUAAGAGAACUCUCAGACGAGGCUGUGGUCCUGGGCCAAUCAGUGACACUGGCCUGCCAGGUUUUGGCCCAGCCAACUGCCCAGGCUACCUGGAGCAAAGACGGGGUCCUCCUGGAGAGCAGCGGCCACCUCCUCAUCUCUUCCACCCUGAAGAACUUCCAGCUGCUGACCAUCCUGGUGGUGACAGAGGAGGAUCUGGGCUCAUACACCUGCUGUGUGAGCAAUCCACUGGGGACAGCUGUCACCACAGGUGUCCUCCGGAAAGCAGAGCGCCCUUCGUCUUCUCCACGCCCGGAGGUGGGAGAACUAUACACAGAUGCAGUGCUGCUGGUCUGGAAGCCUGUGGAAUCCUGUGGCCCGGUGACCUACAUUGUGCAGUGCUGUAUAGAAGGAGGCAGCUGGACAACCCUAGCCUCUGACAUCUCCGACUGCUGCUACCUCACCGGCAAGCUGUCCAGGGGUGGCAUGUAUACCUUCCGGACAGCAUGUGUCAGCAAAGCAGGAAUGGGCCCCUACAGCAGCCCCUCAGAACAGGUCCUCCUCGGAGGACCCAACCACCUAGCCUCUGAGGAGGAAAGCAGCCCGGGGAGGCCAGCCCAGCUUCUCCCCAGCACAAAGACCUUUGCCUUCCAGAUGCAGAUCCGGAGGGGCCGCUUCAGUGUGGUGAGGCAGUGUAGGGAGAAGGCAAGUGGGCGGGCGCUGGCUGCUAAGAUCAUUCCCUACCAGCCUGAGGACAAGACAGCUGUACUAAGAGAAUAUGAGGCACUUAAGAGACUGCACCACCCACAUCUGGCCCAACUCCACGCUGCCUACCUCAGUCCCCGGCACCUGGUGCUCAUCCUGGAGCUGUGCUCUGGCCCUGAGCUGUUACCCUCUUUGGCAGAGAGGGACUCCUACUCAGAGUCUGACGUGAAGGACUACCUGUGGCAGAUGCUGAGUGCCACCCAGUACCUGCAUGCCCAACACAUCCUGCACCUAGACCUGAGGUCUGAGAACAUGAUGGUCACUGAGUACAACCUGCUUAAGGUUAUAGACCUGGGGAAUGCCCGGAGUCUUGGCCAAGAGAAGGUCCCACCCCCUGAGAACUUCAAAGACUACCUGGAGACUAUGGCUCCAGAACUUCUGGAAGGCCAAGGGGCUGUUCCACAGACAGACAUCUGGGCAAUUGGUGUAACAGCCUUUAUUAUGCUGAGUGGCGAGUAUCCAGAGAGCAGCGAGGGGACUCGCGACCUGCAGAAAGGCUUGCGCAAGGGACUCAUUCGGUUGAGUCGCUGCUAUGCAGGAUUAUCAGGGGGUGCCGUAGCCUUCCUGCAGAGUUCAUUAUGUGCUCAACCCUGGGGCCGCCCGUGCGCUUCCACCUGCUUGCAGUGCGGGUGGCUGACAGAGGAGGGCCCCACUGGCUCCCGACCCACGCCCGUAACCUUCCCCACCGUGCGGUUGCGCGCCUUUGUGCGGGAGCGCGAGAAGCGGCGGGCACUCCUCUACAAGAAGCACAACCUGGCCCAGGUGCGCUGAGGUCCAGCUCUACAGAACUUGAUGUGCCACACAUGCGGACAGCCGCCAAUAAAAGAUGCCAAACGCCCAAA
Molecule: messenger RNA, 27243 nt
Organism: Mastomys coucha (southern multimammate mouse)
Lineage: Eukaryota; Metazoa; Chordata; Mammalia; Rodentia; Muridae
Gene: Obscn
Product: obscurin, cytoskeletal calmodulin and titin-interacting RhoGEF
Exons: 118
Coding region: 185-27172 (8995 amino acids)
Biological process (GO): protein phosphorylation
Molecular function (GO): protein kinase activity; ATP binding; guanyl-nucleotide exchange factor activity
Source: RefSeq, a predicted model, not a curated record